Scomber japonicus (chub mackerel) is the source of this 1265-nucleotide messenger RNA. RefSeq names its product membrane associated ring-CH-type finger 4b (gene marchf4b). Bases 1 to 1257 code for a protein of 418 amino acids. The record is from RefSeq and is a predicted model, not a curated record. Gene Ontology annotation, molecular function: zinc ion binding; ubiquitin-protein transferase activity. The transcript has 4 exons. Gene Ontology annotation, biological process: protein ubiquitination. Lineage: Eukaryota; Metazoa; Chordata; Actinopteri; Scombriformes; Scombridae.
AUGCUGGUCUCUUCCUGCACCUUUUCUCGGUGCUGUGAGUUUGUGGCCGGAGACAGGGUGAUGCUGCGCGGCCAGGGCAUGCUGAAGAGCCGCUGUUGCGUCCUGCUAGGUGACCUGAGGGUGCUCCUGCUCGGGCCACCGGCGCCGCCGACGCCGCUGCCUUCGCUGACCCCCAUGAGCAGUCAAGCCACGGAGAGCCAUGAUCCAGGUGUCGCCGCUGCCGACAACAACAACACGCUAACGAGGAGCCACCAGCACGCGGUGGACCGGACUACCCCACCUGCAGCAGGAGCCACCGGGCCAACCGAGCGGCCGGUGGCGGGCUGGGUGGAUGCUGCAGAGCUGUCGGCGGCGCUGCGCGGCUGCAGUAGCUCCUCUGAUGACUGCUCAAAGGGCAAACUGGAGGAGAGGUUCUCCCUCACCAGCUACUCGGAAAGUGGCUUCAGGACGCCUGUGUGCAGGAUCUGCUUCCAGGGACCAGAGCACGGGGAGCUCCUGAGCCCAUGUCGCUGCAGCGGGUCGGUACGCUGCACCCACCAGCCCUGCCUCAUCAAAUGGAUCAGCGAGAGAGGAUCCUGGGCCUGCGAGCUCUGCUACUACAAAUAUCAGGUCAUUGCCAUCAGCACCAAGAACCCUCUACAGUGGCAGGCCAUCUCCCUGACAGUGAUAGAGAAAGUGCAGAUAGCGGCAGCCAUCUUGGGCUCCCUGUUCCUGAUGGCCAGCAUCUCCUGGCUGGUGUGGUCGUCUUUCAGCCCGUCGGCUCGCUGGCAACGCCAAGACCUGCUUUUCCAGAUCUGCUACGGCAUGUACGGCUUCAUGGAUGUAGUCUGCAUCGCACUAAUUGUCCACGAGGGACCUUCUGUGUUUCGCAUAUUCCACCGCUGGCAGGCCGUGAACCAGCAGUGGAAAGUCCUGAACUAUGAUAAGUCUAUGGACAGCGUUGACCUGAAGGACACCACUGUGGACAGGACUCUGUCUCAGCCCACCCAGGGCUAUCAGACUGGGGUAGGAGUGUCCACCUCCACCUCCUCGCUGAUGGUGGUAGCCUCCACAGCCGACGGCUCCACUUCUACAACUGUGGUGACGGCCUCAGAAGGACUGGGAGCACACAUUGACCCCAACAACGGGAAUGUUGUGCCCGACCAACACUGUCCCUACAACAUCCUCCACCUCCUCAACCAACUGAGGCAGCCAGAGCCUCGCAGCCAACCCAGCAAUAGCACACGAGAGCUGGUCAUGAGAGUCACAACAGUCUGAGGAGUCCG